Carassius auratus (goldfish) is the source of this 2595-nucleotide messenger RNA. Its product is annotated as glycerol-3-phosphate acyltransferase 4-like. The record is from RefSeq and is a predicted model, not a curated record. The coding region runs from base 673 to 2082 and encodes 469 amino acids. Gene Ontology annotation, cellular component: endoplasmic reticulum. Lineage: Eukaryota; Metazoa; Chordata; Actinopteri; Cypriniformes; Cyprinidae. Gene Ontology annotation, biological process: triglyceride biosynthetic process. Gene Ontology annotation, molecular function: glycerol-3-phosphate O-acyltransferase activity. The transcript is spliced from 13 exons.
AUCCGUCGUGGUGUACUUCUGCAAUCAGACGCGCGUCAGUCUGUCGUCACUCACGACUUGCGGAUCUUCGGUCUGUUCCGCCGGUGUCGGUGAGCGCGAGGCGGACGCGCCCUCGGGUUGAGAUCGACGCGGCUCAAUAACGCGCAGAGUAGUGCUUCUGUAGAUACAGCACGUGACGCGCGGAUGAGCGGCGCGUCUGAGUAAGAUGAUCCGUGACAGUCACCAGAUCCGCUGCUCUGCCCGUUCAACAGCCGACUAACGCUAGCUGACAGCUACAGCUGGCACAGAUGAGCGGUUUAUAAAGUCAUGUAGUGUGUCUGUAGUCUUCGAGCAGUGAUACAGAUCAGAUCAGAUCAGUCUGUGUGACCUGACGCGUUUCUCCAGUUUUGAGUGAAGAGCUGUCAUGUUCUCUGAGCCUACAGGCAUCUACAUACAGUUGCAAAAUUGCCAUUGUUGAAGAAUAUGAAUCACCUGUGGGCAGUGCUACACGCAGAAGGAUGUGUUUGCUUCAUCCAGUCGUGAAAUGAAAGACUGUAAUGGACACGCUCCACAUCACACUCCAGAGACUUUGACCCUAAAAGUGCCUGAGACAGCUGUCUAUUGGAGUGCCACUUUCCUUUCCCAUUUCUAUCAGUUUUCUUCCUAAACAAACACCAUUUUUAUUUGGUAAAAAUGGGCCCUUCUUUGUCUCCUUUCAAUAAUCUGCUAUGCAUGCUGCUGGGCAUCUCGUUCACCGUCUGGUUCACACUGCUCUUGGUCUUCAUCAUCGUUCCUGCCAUCUUCGGGGUGUCCUUUGGGAUCCGCAGACUCUACAUGAAAACGCUGCUCAAGGUGUUCGAGUGGGCCACAGUGAGGAUGGAAAGAGGAGCCAAGGAGAAAAACCAUCUUUUGUACAGGCCUUGCAGUCUUAAUAGCAUUAUUGCUAAAGAACCUACAUCACUUGAAGACGAGCUCAAAGAGAUUCGGCGAAACUGCAGCAGCCCAGAGUUGGAAGGCUCCGCCUCCACCAUCACAGGCCCCUCCCCUUCCUCGUCAGAGUUUGAGAUGUCGGACACCUUCUACUUCUGCCGCCGUGGCAUUGAAAGCAUCGUAGAUGACGAGGUUACCAAGUGUUUCUCGGCAGAGGAGCUGGAGUCGUGGAACUUGCUGACCAGGAGCAACUAUAACUUUAACCACAUCAGCAGCAGACUGACGGUGCUGUGGGGUCUCGGGGUUGUCAUCCGUUAUGGGUUCCUGCUGCCCCUCAGGUUAACAUUAGCAAUCACAGGAGUGGGCCUAUUGGUUGUCUUAACUGCCAUGAUUGGUUUUCUGCCCAAUGGGAGGAUGAAGAAUUUUCUCAGUGAGAAGGUGCACCUGAUGUGUUAUCGUAUCUGUGUGAGAGCGCUGACUGCUAUCAUCACAUACCAUCACAGUGAAAACAAACCCAAGAAUGGAGGCAUCUGUGUCGCCAACCACACGUCACCCAUUGACGUCAUUAUACUAGCCAGUGACGGAUGCUAUGCAAUGGUGGGUCAGAUCCACGGGGGCCUGAUGGGGCUCAUUCAGAGGUCUAUGGUGAAAGCUUGUCCACACAUUUGGUUCGAGCGCUCGGAAGUCAAAGAUCGCCUUCUAGUGGCUAAAAGGUUGAGCGAUCACGUAAAAGACAAAAGCAAACUGCCGAUCCUCAUAUUCCCUGAAGGUACCUGCAUUAAUAACACAUCAGUCAUGAUGUUCAAGAAAGGAAGCUUUGAAAUUGCCUCAACCGUCUACCCUGUCGCCAUAAAGUAUGACCCUCGGUUUGGGGAAGCCUUCUGGAACAGCAGUAAGUUUGGGAUGGUGAAUUAUCUGCUCAGGAUGAUGAGUAGCUGGGCCAUCGUGUGCAGCGUGUGGUACCUGCCUCCGAUGAACCGUCAGGAAGAUGAGGAUGCAAUGCAGUUUGCUAACAGAGUAAAAGCAGCCAUUGCCAGACAGGGUGGUCUGGUGGACCUGCUGUGGGAUGGUGGGUUGAAACGAGGGAAAGUGAAAGACAAUUUCAAAGAGGAGCAACAAAAACUCUACAGCAAGAUUUUGGUUGGAACGCAGGAGGUCCGCAGUCGCUCUUGAGGAGCGAAGACGAAUCAGGUGAGGACCUGGAGGACAAGAGAUGGUUCAGAGACCUGGACGACGACCUUACGGUUUUGUUUUACAUCCAAUAACAAGUUACUGUCCUUGUUUAAUUGUUCGUCUUUGUGAAAAAGACCGAAAUGUGUCCAGUGUAAGGUCAGAUCGGGAUCAAAACACCAGGAGAUGUGUUUUGAUGUGUAAUGUUACUUGUACUGAAUUGAAUGUAGCGUGAUUCAGUCUAUAGUGGCCGGGUUACUCAUGAGGAGUCAUAAGGACUCAAUGCAGCAGUUUAAUGCUUUCUCUCUUUUGUUAUCAUUAACUCUUAACGUGUCAUUAGGACGCGGUAAACUAUUACAUUUGAUGGCCAUGUGUGGUUGAAGGAAACGUCUCAUCAGGCUGCACCUAGGUGUCCGAGAGCAUUUCUCUCUCUUUCUGCUAUACUUCUGAAUCACUUUAAUCCUGGAUUUUAACAGGAGAAAACCGUGGAAAUAUGCACGGAAAACCUGCUCUUUA